GGACGCCGAGGGGGCGCGCGCCCCUGUCCGCGCGCGCGCGCGCGUUCGCGCUCGCUGGCUCGCGCGCUCGCUGGCUCGCGCCGGCUGGAGGCUUCCCCCGCCUGCGCUCCGGGUCGGAGCCACUCCGGCGCGUGCGCGCGUGGUCUCCGGCCGACCCGAGUGGCCGGGUUCCCUGGGCUCCAGGGGCCCCCCGCCGCCCGCUCCCCGCCUCCCAGCCAACCCGUCCCUCCCUUUCCUCCCGGAAUGGGGCCGGCGCUGCUCGGGGUCGCGCGCCCCGGACCCGGCUCGCGCUCGGUCUCGCGCUGUCAGCCGCUGCCUGGCUCGCGCCGCCUUGCGCUUUCCCUCAGUCAGUGGCGCCGAAGGCUCCGUUAAGCGGCGGCCGCGGUUCCUGUUUCCGUUUCUUCCUCUCCCUUCAGUCGGGAGUAGCAUCCUCCACCCCGCCACCCCUCCCACUCUCCCGGCGCGGCCAGCCGCAGCUGAAGGCAGUGGCCGUGGCGACGGGGGACGGCGCCGACCGCCUCGCUCCCGCCUCGGGUUGCUGUUCUGGCUUAGGCUGUCUAUGACCCUCAUGGUGUUUUCAUUCAAGAUUAAAUCCUUUUCAUCUUUAUUGAUUAACUAAGCAAAUUCAGACAAUAAUUUUAGAGACCCAGAUUCAAGCAAUAACACCUUUCUCUGAAAUACCUUGUGGUUUUCUUCAACGUCUUACAUUCUAGGGAAGGAAACAUGUAGAGCCACGAAGUGAAGCGCAGGACAGGGAAGCUUCCUACUUGCAUCACCAGGAAGAUCCUUUUGUAAGAGGCACAGGAUACCAGAGACUAACUUGUCUAAAGCAUCAUGUGUUGAAACAACAGAAACCUAUGUUCCUGUGUGGCUAACUAGGACCAGAGUACAAUGUUUCCAAUUCUUUGAGCUCCAGGAAGACAGAGAACGGAGUUGAAACUCUGAAAAUGCGGCCAUGGACUGGUUCCUGGCGUUGGAUUAUGCUCAUUCUUUUUGCCUGGGGGACCUUGUUGUUUUAUAUAGGUGGUCAUUUGGUUCGAGAUAAUGACCACCCUGAUCACUCUAGCAGAGAACUCUCCAAGAUUCUUGCAAAGCUGGAACGAUUAAAACAACAAAAUGAAGACUUGAGGAGGAUGGCUGAGUCUCUCCGAAUACCGGAAGGCCCUAUUGAUCAGGGGACAGCUACAGGAAGAGUCCGUGUUUUAGAAGAACAGCUUAUUAAGGCCAAAGAACAGAUUGAAAAUUACAAGAAACAAGCCAGGAAUGGUCUAGGGAAGGAUCAUGAAAUCUUAAGAAGGAGGAUUGAAAAUGGAGCUAAAGAGCUCUGGUUUUUUCUACAAAGUGAAUUGAAGAAAUUAAAAAAUUUAGAAGGAAAUGAACUCCAAAGACAUGCAGAUGAAAUUCUUUUGGAUUUAGGACAUCAUGAAAGGUCUAUCAUGACAGAUCUAUACUACCUCAGUCAAACAGAUGGAGCAGGUGAUUGGCGGGAAAAAGAGGCCAAAGAUCUGACAGAGCUGGUCCAGCGGAGAAUAACAUAUCUCCAGAAUCCCAAGGACUGCAGCAAAGCCAGGAAGCUGGUGUGUAACAUCAACAAAGGCUGUGGCUAUGGCUGUCAACUUCAUCAUGUGGUAUACUGCUUCAUGAUUGCCUAUGGCACCCAGCGAACACUCAUCUUGGAGUCUCAGAAUUGGCGCUAUGCUACUGGGGGAUGGGAGACUGUGUUUAGACCUGUAAGUGAGACAUGCACAGACAGGUCUGGCCUCUCCACUGGACACUGGUCAGGUGAAGUAAAGGACAAAAAUGUUCAAGUGGUCGAGCUCCCCAUUGUAGACAGCCUCCAUCCUCGUCCUCCUUAUUUGCCCCUGGCUGUACCAGAAGACCUUGCAGAUCGACUCCUAAGAGUCCAUGGUGAUCCUGCAGUGUGGUGGGUGUCCCAGUUUGUCAAAUACUUGAUCCGUCCACAACCUUGGCUGGAAAAGGAAAUAGAAGAAGCCACCAAGAAGCUUGGCUUCAAACAUCCAGUUAUUGGAGUCCAUGUCAGGCGCACUGACAAAGUGGGGACAGAAGCAGCCUUCCAUCCUAUUGAGGAGUACAUGGUACACGUUGAAGAACACUUCCAGCUUCUCUCGCGCAGAAUGCAAGUGGAUAAAAAAAGAGUGUAUCUGGCCACUGAUGACCCUUCUUUGUUAAAGGAGGCAAAGACCAAGUACUCCAAUUACGAAUUUAUUAGUGAUAACUCAAUUUCCUGGUCAGCUGGACUACAUAAUCGAUACACAGAAAAUUCUCUUCGGGGUGUGAUCCUGGAUAUACAUUUUCUCUCCCAGGCUGACUUCCUAGUGUGUACUUUUUCAUCCCAGGUCUGUCGGGUUGCUUAUGAAAUCAUGCAAACACUGCAUCCUGAUGCCUCUGCAAACUUCCAUUCUUUAGAUGACAUCUACUACUUUGGAGGCCAAAAUGCCCACAACCAGAUUGCAGUUUAUCCUCACCAACCUCGAACUGAAGAGGAAAUCCCCAUGGAACCUGGAGAUAUCAUUGGUGUGGCUGGAAACCAUUGGGAUGGCUAUUCUAAAGGUGUCAACAGAAAACUGGGAAAAACAGGCCUUUACCCUUCCUACAAAGUCCGAGAGAAGAUAGAAACAGUCAAGUACCCCACAUAUCCCGAAGCUGAAAAAUAAAGAUGAUGUGUAAGAGAUUAACAACAGAACUCAGUUCAGACCGUCUCAGCCAAGCAGAAGACCCAGACUAAUGCAUGGUUCAUUGCCAGACAUGCUCUGCACCAAGAGCAAGUGGGAACCAACCCUCAGAUGCUGCACUGGUGGAAUGCCUCUUUAUGAAGGGCUGCUGUGCCCUCAAGCCCAUGCACAGUACAAUAAUGCACUCACACAUAACAUACAAACGGAUUAUUUUCUACUUUGCCCCUUUAAAUAUUAUGUCCCCAUGAAACAAACACUGCCACAUUGUGUAAUUUAAGUGACACAGACAUUUUGUGUGAGACUUCAAACAUGGUGCCUAUAUCUGAGAGACCUCUGUGACUUACUGAGAAGAUGUGAACAGCUCCCUUCUGUGGGGAAGUUGGUUCUUAGCCAGUGGUAGUGGUGUGGCCACUGAAUUCACUCCAGUCAACAGAUCAGAAUGAGAAUGGAUGUUUUUCCUUUAUAUGAUUGUCUGGAUUUUUUUUUUUUUUAAGUAAUUUCAUUCAGUUCGGUUCAUUCACCUCAUCAUUAAUAAAUGAAGGAAUACACCAAUAAAAUAAAAUGAAAUACUCACUGUCCAUUAGGAAGUUUUGUAAAACAAUACCAUGAACAAAAAUUCUUUAGUACUCAAUGUUUCUGGACAUUCUCUUUGAUAACAAAAAUAAAUUUUAAGGAGGAA
Molecule: messenger RNA, 3372 nt
Organism: Onychomys torridus (southern grasshopper mouse)
Lineage: Eukaryota; Metazoa; Chordata; Mammalia; Rodentia; Cricetidae
Gene: Fut8
Product: fucosyltransferase 8
Exons: 12
Coding region: 948-2675 (575 amino acids)
Biological process (GO): protein N-linked glycosylation
Cellular component (GO): Golgi cisterna membrane
Molecular function (GO): glycoprotein 6-alpha-L-fucosyltransferase activity; protein binding
Source: RefSeq, a predicted model, not a curated record